UUCCAGUCUCCCCGCCCUGGAAAGGAUAACAAACCUGCAGAUCCAUUGCGCUCAGUGGACAAUAGAAACAAAAAACUCCACCAGACACUCCCAGUUAAUUAAUCCAACGCGACCGUCAGAUGAGGCGAUGACGUAGGGCUGCCGAGUGACAAGGCCGAUGACGUAUUCCGUGCAUCCGCCCAAGUCAAGACAACUCGAUCGUCCUCAUUCCAGUGAAAUCCUUUUUCUUUCUCUAAUCUAAUCGACUGGACUCAAAUCUAAUUCAACCACAAAACGCAGCGCAAAACAAUGGCCACCAUUUCCAUCUCCGCCCCCGGCGCAGGUGGUUUUCUGUAUAAUUCCGGCCACAACACCGCUCGGCUGUGCGUGACGGCUGAGACGCCAGACUUCGAUACCUCGCUGCUGCGACGCUGGCAGGAUGAGGGCCUCGAUGUGCAGUACGUGCCGUUUAAUGGCGGAGGAAAGGAAUACAUCCUGCGAUUGAAGUCGGUGAAGGAGGGCUUGGGGGUUGGCGAGAACUACGCGGUUGUUGCAUUUGGCGACGCCGCCUCCUUCUGUCUGGACUACUACAUCAAACCCACCACCUCCAGUCGCCUCUGCGCGCUGAUCGCAUACUAUCCCACUAACAUCCCCGACCCGCGCAUGCGCUUCCCCCCGACGCUGCGGGUCAUGACGCAUCUGGCCGGCAGCACCGUUGACGUGACCACCACGCCGACGAUGCUGGGGCUCCAGGGCAAGCGACGCACGAACACGCGACAGAUCAACCCGGGCCUGGGCUCCGGCGAGCGCCUGAACAUCGGCCACCUAGCGUAUACGUACGAGCACGCGCAGCCAGGGUUCGCGGAGACGGAUCUCGAUGAGUAUGAUCGACUGGCGAGCGAGUUGGCCUGGAGUCGCUCGUUGCAGAUGCUGCGGAAGGGGUUCGGCAAGGAUCCGGACAUCGAGGAGAAAUGGGAGGAGCAUUUGGAGGCGAGAUUCUUCUCCAUGAACCUCUCCGACACUAUGGCCCCGUAUACCAACCACGUCGCUCCCACGGUGACCUUCACGCCGACGGUGAGCGGGGGGAUCGGCACGCACGCGCUCCGCCGGUUCUACGAGCACCAUUUCCUGCAGAAGCUGCCGCCGUCGAUGCGGCUGCGCCUGAUCUCCCGCACGCAGGGCACCGACCGUGUCGUGGACGAGCUCUUCGUCAGUUUCCAGCACACACACGAGAUCCCGUGGAUGCUGCCCGGCGUGCCCCCGACAGACAAGCACGUGGAGAUCGUCCUCGUCAGCAUCGUGAGUCUGCGCGCGGGGAGACUCUACUCCGAGCAUGUGUACUGGGACCAGGCCAGCGUGCUGGUCCAGGUGGGCCUGCUGGAUCCGAAGCUCGUUCCGCAGGGCGCGUCGCCGUCCGUCGACCGACUGCCCGUCGUGGGCCGGGAAGCAGCGCGCCGCAUGCUGCAGGAAGACCCGGAGCUUGACGGCAAGGAUUUCCACAACCGGCUGAUUCGCAGGGCGCGAGCCAAGGCGAAGGGCAAGGACGGCGAACCGCAGACGCCGGCGGUCGAGGAGUCUGGAGCCGAGGGUAAGAGUGAGCUGGAUACGCCGCUGAAGGAGCCGAAGGGGAAGGGCAAGGCGGUGCAGCAGGAGUCGCGCCAGGCUGGGCCUCAGCCGGAUACUGAGGCUGAAGAGGAAAAUGGUGAGGAGGAGGCACAAAAUGGCGAGCAGAAUGGACACUCGAAUGAGAAGAAGGGAAUGGCCUCUGUGGAAGACGCCCAGGAUGAUGGAGAGUGAUGGGUUAACGGUAAAUAUUCAGCGUGUUGGUUCUCUGCUUCCAUGUUUUCUAAAUUGCAUGUCCUUUUGGCCGACGGAGUUCGUGUUUGGGUAUAUAAUUCAUCUUUCUUCUGUUCUCUUGCAUGCUCUACACCGCUA
Aspergillus steynii IBT 23096 is the source of this 1914-nucleotide messenger RNA. RefSeq names its product dienelactone hydrolase. NCBI's taxonomy places the organism in Eukaryota, Fungi, Ascomycota, Eurotiomycetes, Eurotiales, Aspergillaceae. Bases 289 to 1776 code for a protein of 495 amino acids. The record is from RefSeq and is a predicted model, not a curated record. The transcript has 3 exons. Gene Ontology annotation, biological process: polyketide metabolic process.